Molecule: messenger RNA, 1050 nt
Organism: Puma concolor (puma)
Lineage: Eukaryota; Metazoa; Chordata; Mammalia; Carnivora; Felidae
Source: RefSeq, a predicted model, not a curated record
AUGCGGAGUCUGAAGAAGAGCAGUGGGGGUAGGGAGUUAGGCUCAGAAAACGGUGCUGAUGCUUUGGACGGCAUCACUCAGAUGAAGCAGGUGUUUUCUUCCUCCACCUUGUCUGGACUGUCCAACAGAAUAAUUCUGGAAGAUCCCACCACGGCAGGCCUGCUUUGUCAUGCCCACAGGAGGUGCCCCUGCUGCUGCUUUGGCCUGCCAGUGUCUGUGCUGAAGUCAAAGGCCCUGAGGAUAGAGAGUACCUACGUCUGUCCCAGAGUCUCUGCUGACACCAGUCGUCCCAGCACCCCCGUGUUCCUCAAGUCCUCAGAGAACGCAGCUCCGCUCGUGCCAGGACAUAGACAUGAGUGUCACGAAGAGGACAGUCAGGCGGAUAGUCAGAGGCACGGGCACCAAGCUUGUACCUUGAAUCAGCUCUCGGCACCACCAGCUUGGCUUAGUGCCCGACCCAACACAUUGCUGAUGACACAAGCCGAUACCUGCUUGACCUUUGGCGAUGGAAUCUCCACGUUGGGUCUUUAUAGCUGCCACCGUGUGGAGUACCUACCCUGUGCCAGGCGUUACCAAGGUCUAGUGAUCCUCCACUGUGUCGUGGCAGAUGGGAAUGCAACCAGAAGUCCUGAAAGGGAUGGCCUUCUCUGUGGAGAUCCUGGGGAAAACUGCGCAGCUACCACCAUGCAAUCGAAGCGGAAAGGCCACUUCUCUCGGUGCCCCAAGCAAUACAAGCACUACUGCAUCAAAGGGAGAUGUCGCUUCGUGGUGGCCGAGCAGACGCCCUCCUGCGUCUGUGAUGAAGGCUACACUGGGGCAAGAUGUGAGCGAGUUGACUUGUUUUACCUCAGAGGAGAUAGAGGGCAGAUUUUGGUGAUUUGUCUGAUAGUAGUUAUGGUGAUUUUUAUCAUCUUGGUGGUCGGUGUCUGCACAUGCUGUCACCCUCUUCGGAGGCGUCGCAAAAGAAGAAAGAAGGAGGAAGAAAUGGAAACUCUUGGUAAAGAUAUAACUCCAAUAAAUGAAGAUAUUCAAGAAACUAGUAUUGCUUAG